Ctenocephalides felis (cat flea) is the source of this 6626-nucleotide messenger RNA. It is a transcript of the gene l(3)72Ab, whose product is annotated as putative U5 small nuclear ribonucleoprotein 200 kDa helicase. The record is from RefSeq and is a predicted model, not a curated record. Gene Ontology annotation, cellular component: nucleus. The transcript is spliced from 19 exons. The coding region runs from base 101 to 6559 and encodes 2152 amino acids. Gene Ontology annotation, molecular function: ATP hydrolysis activity; ATP binding; nucleic acid binding. NCBI's taxonomy places the organism in Eukaryota, Metazoa, Arthropoda, Insecta, Siphonaptera, Pulicidae.
UAUAUAUGUGACUAAGUAAAUAUAUUCAUUUAAUUGAACUUUAAAAAAAGUGAUUUGCGGAUGUGAUUGUAAAGAAAGUAUUUUAAUAUAGUGUUUUAUAAUGGCUGAUGCAGCAGCCCGUCAACUACAGUAUGAAUACAAAGCGAAUUCAAAUUUGGUUUUGCAAGCUGAUGUACGUUUUAUUGAACGUCGUAGUAGAGAUGAAGCUACAGGAGAAGUGGUUUCACUUGUUGGUAGAUUAAGUGGCACUCGUAUGGGAGAUCGCCACCAAAGGAGUAAACCAGAUAAAGCAGAAGAACGUAAAGUCAAACGUCAGAAACGUGAUGAAGCACAAUAUGAUUUUACACGAAUGAAGGGUGUUACUCUUUUAUCUGAUGGCGUAGAUGAACUAGUAGGCAUUGUCUAUAGACCAAAAACACAGGAAACAAGGCAAACUUAUGAAGUAUUACUUAGUUUUAUUCAAGAAGCCAUAGGGGAUCAACCCAGAGACAUUUUGUGUGGGGCUGCUGAUGAAGUGAUAGCAGUUCUAAAAAAUGAUAAAUUAAAAGAGCGUGAGAAGAAAGUUGAAACUGAAUCUUUAUUGGGUCAAUUAGCUGAUGAAAGAUUUGCAUUACUUGUGAACUUGGGCAAAAAAAUAACAGAUUUUGGAAAUGAUUCCGGGGUUAACACUGUUACUGCAUCAGAGGAACAAAUUGAUGAUGCAUAUGGCAUUAAUGUGCAGUUUGAAGAAUCUGAAGAAGAGGAUGAUGAAGAUGUUUAUGGUGAAGUUCGUGAUGAUGAUGGCUUAAGGGGAGAAGAUGAAGGUGAAGAAAAUGAAGAGCUCACACGAUCUAUUCAUGCUCAAAAUCUUGGGAAUGUAGAAGAACUAAAAAAAGAUAAAUCAUUGCAUCCUCUCGACAUUGAUGCUUAUUGGCUUCAACGUAGAUUAAGCAAAGUUUAUAAUGAUGCUAUGGUUUCACAAGCCAAAGCAAAGGAAGUAUUAAAUGUUCUAAAAGAAGCUAAUGAUGAUAGAGAGUGUGAAAAUCAAUUAGUCUUACUUUUGGGGUAUGAUUGUUUUGAUUUUAUCAAACAGUUGAAGAAGGAACGUCAAAUGAUUUUGUAUUGUACUUUAUUGGCAUCAUCUCAAAGUGAAUCAGAACGACAAAAAAUAAGAGACAAGAUGUGCAGUGAUCCAGCUUUGAAAAAAAUCUUAAAUCAGUUAGAUACUGGUAAAGGCGUUGAUGAUGAUGGAUCCGGGGGAAAUAUGAUGGAUCAUGAUGGAACCAAUAGUAAUUCAAAUGGGUUAUCCCAUGGUCGGAAAGGAGAUGUUAGCUCUAAGGGUGAAAAUUCCCAGAAUUCUGGGCCUUUACAUGUUCUAGAAUUAGAAGAUCUCAUAUUUACACAAGGUUCCCAUUUAAUGGCUAAUAAAAGAUGUCAGUUGCCAGAUGGUUCAUACAGAAAACAGAGAAAAGGCUAUGAAGAAGUACAUGUGCCUGCUCUGAAACCAACUGCUUUUAAAAGUGAUGAAGAACUCAUAGCAAUCAGCAAAUUACCAAAAUAUGUUCAACCUGUAUUUGAAGGUUUCAAAAAUCUUAAUCGUAUUCAAAGCAGAUUAUACAAAGCUGCACUGGAAUCUGAUGAAAAUCUUUUACUUUGUGCCCCUACUGGUGCUGGCAAGACAAAUGUUGCUUUAUUAACCAUGAUGCGAGAAAUUGGAAAACACAUCAAUUCAGAUGGCACUAUUAAUGCUGAUGAAUUUAAAAUUAUCUAUGUUGCUCCGAUGAGAUCUCUUGUACAAGAAAUGGUUGGAAAUUUUGGUAAAAGAUUGGGCUGUUAUAAUUUGAAAGUGUCCGAGUUAACUGGUGAUCAUCAACUGACAAGAGAACAAAUUGCUGCAACACAAGUGAUAGUAUGCACUCCAGAAAAAUGGGAUAUUAUUACCAGAAAAGGUGGUGAGAAAACCUUCACGACUAUGGUUCGUUUGGUAAUCAUUGAUGAAAUUCAUCUUCUUCAUGAUGAAAGGGGCCCUGUUCUUGAAGCGCUUGUUGCAAGAACCAUUCGUAAUAUUGAAACAUCUCAAGAAGAUGUAAGGUUAAUUGGUUUAUCAGCUACACUUCCCAAUUAUGAAGAUGUGGCAACUUUUCUUCGAGUCAAAAGACAAACUGGUUUAUUCUAUUUUGAUAACAGUUUUAGACCAGUAGCAUUGGAACAGCAAUAUAUUGGUGUCACUGAGAAGAAGGCUUUGAAAAGAUUCCAGGUUAUGAAUGAAAUAGUUUAUGAAAAAACUAUUGAGCAUGCUGGUAGAAACCAAGUGUUAGUUUUUGUUCAUAGCAGAAAGGAAACUGCAAAAACAGCUCGUGCAAUUCGUGAUAUGUGCCUGGAACGAGAUACCCUUGGUCAGUUCUUGAGGGAAGGUUCUGCUAGUGUUGAAGUAUUGAGGACUGAGGCAGAACAGGUUAAAAAUGCAGAAUUACGGGAUUUAUUACCAUAUGGAUUUGCUAUUCAUCAUGCGGGUAUGACUAGAGUAGAUAGAACACUUGUUGAAGAUUUGUUUGCUGAUAGGCACGUACAAGUACUUGUGUCAACUGCAACCUUAGCAUGGGGUGUGAAUUUACCAGCUCACACAGUAAUAAUUAAAGGAACUCAAGUAUACAAUCCUGAAAAAGGACGUUGGGUUGAAUUAGGAGCUUUAGAUGUUCUUCAAAUGUUAGGUCGAGCUGGUAGACCCCAAUAUGAUACAAAAGGCGAAGGAAUACUUAUUACUAACCACAGCGAAUUGCAAUAUUAUUUAUCUCUUCUUAACCAACAGCUGCCUAUAGAAUCCCAAAUGAUAGCAAAAAUGCCUGAUAUGAUGAAUGCUGAAAUUGUAUUAGGUUCAAUUCAAAACAUUAGAGAUGCAGUUACUUGGUUAGGGUAUACAUAUUUAUACAUAAGAAUGAUGAGAAAUCCUACUUUGUAUGGAAUUUCUCAUGAUGCAGCAAAAGAUGACCCAUUGUUGGAAUUGCAUAGAGCUGAUCUUGCCCAUACAGCUGCACUGCAUUUAGAUAGAAGUGGUUUAAUCAAGUAUGAUCGAAAAACUGGGCAUUUCCAAUGUACGGAGUUAGGAAGAAUAGCAUCACAUUAUUAUUGUACAUAUGAUACUAUGCUCACAUACAACCAACUACUGAAACCAACUUUGAGCGAAAUUGAGCUAUUCAGAGUGUUUUCAUUAUCUGGUGAAUUUAGAAAUAUCACUGUUAGAGAAGAAGAAAAACUUGAACUUCAAAAAUUAAUGGAACGUGUUCCCAUUCCAAUUAAGGAAAAUAUUGAAGAACCUUCUGCCAAAGUAAAUGUACUUUUGCAGGCUUAUAUAUCUCAACUAAAAUUGGAAGGAUUUGCAUUGAUGGCUGAUAUGGUUUAUGUUACUCAAUCUGCGGCUAGAUUGUUGAGAGCUAUAUAUGAAAUUGUUUUGCACAAAAAAUGGGCUCAACUUGCAGAUAAAUCUUUGUCAUUAUGUAAAAUGAUUGAUAGAAGAAUGUGGCAAUCUAUGUGCCCUCUCAGACAGUUUAAGAAAAUGCCACAAGAAAUUGUGAAAAAACUGGAAAAGAAAAACUUUCCUUGGGAAAGACUCUAUGAUUUGGGCCCAAAUGAAAUUGGAGAGUUAAUUCGAGCUCCUAAAUUGGGAAAAAUUGUACACAAGUAUGUACAUCAGUUCCCUAAACUUGAAAUGUCUACACAUAUACAACCAAUCACCAGAUCUACUCUGCGAGUUGAAUUAACCGUAGUUCCUGAUUUUCAAUGGGAUGAAAAAGUUCAUGGACUUUCGGAAGCUUUUUGGAUUCUUGUGGAAGAUGUUGAUUCAGAAGUAAUUCUUCAUCAUGAAUAUUUUUUGUUAAAACAGAAAUAUUGUCAGGAUGAACAUUUGAUCAAAUUUUUUGUUCCUGUAUUUGAACCAUUGCCUCCUCAAUAUUUCUUGCGUAUUAUUUCUGAUCGUUGGAUAGGAGCCGAAACCCACUUACCAGUUUCAUUCAGACAUUUAUUACUACCAGAAAAAAAUUUACCUCCUACAGAAUUAUUGGAUUUACAACCUUUACCAGUAACUGCAUUAAGAAAUGAAAAGUUUGAGGCAUUAUAUGCAGAUAAAUUCCCGCAAUUCAAUCCUAUUCAGACCCAAGUUUUCAAUGCUGUUUACAAUAGUGGAGAUAAUAUUUUUAUUGGUGCACCUACUGGUUCCGGAAAAACAACCAUAGCUGAAUUUGCAGUGUUGAGAAUGUUCUCUCAACAACCGAAUGGUCGGUGUGUAUACUUGGUAUCAAAAGAAACUUUGGCUGAGUUAGUAUUCAAUGAUUGGCACAAUAAGUUUACUGUAAUGCUUGGAAAGAAAGUUGUUCAUCUGACUGGUGAAACAGCAACAGAUUUGAAGUUGUUGGCAAAAGGACAAAUUAUAAUAACAACAGCUGAUAAAUGGGAUGUUUUAUCAAGACGGUGGAAGCAAAGAAAAAAUGUACAAAAUAUUCAGUUAUUUAUUGCUGAUGAGUUGCAUUUGAUUGGCGGUGAAGAUGGUCCUGUCUUAGAAAUAGCUUGUGCUCGAAUGAGAUAUAUCUCAUCACAGAUUGAUAAACCUAUUAGAAUUAUUGCUUUAUCUUCAUCAUUAUCUGAUGCUAAAGAUGUCGCACAAUGGUUGGGAUGCAAUGCUAAUUGUACCUUCAACUUUCAUCCAAGUGUUAGACCAGUGCCUUUAGAAUUACAUGUACAGGGUUUCAACAUCACUCACCAUGCAUCAAGAAUAAUGGCAAUGAAUAAGCCAGUAUAUAAUGCAAUAAUGAAACACAGCCCACAUAAACCAGCAAUUGUAUUUGUAUCGACUAGAAAGCAAGCUCGAUUAACAGCAAUUGAGCUGCUUACUUAUUGUGCAGCUGAAGGUCAACCUAACAAAUUUUUCCAUGCUGAAGAAGAAGAUAUCAAACCAUUUUUAGACAGAAUGAAUGAUAAAACUCUGAAGGAAACACUUCUUCAAGGAGUUGCAUAUCUUCAUGAAGGAUUGUCAUGCACUGAUCAUAGAUUGGUUGAACAAUUAUUUGAUUCUGGUGCCGUGCAAGUAGCUGUUGUGUCCAGAGAUUUGUGCUGGGGUUUAAAUAUUGCUGCUCAUCUUGUUGUUGUGAUGGAUACUCAAUUUUAUAAUGGCAAAAUUCAUGUUUAUGAAGACUAUCCCAUUACUGAUGUCUUGCAAAUGUUAGGGCGAGCAAAUAGACCACAUGAUGACAAUGAUGCAAAAUGUGUGUUAUUAUGCCAAAGUUCCAAAAAAGAUUUCUUUUUGAAAUUUGUAAAUGAAUCAUUGCCUGUUGAAAGCCAUUUAGAUCAUAGACUUCACGAUCAUUUUAAUGCUGAAAUUGUAACAAAGACAAUAGAAAAUAAACAAGAUGCAGUAGAUUAUAUGACGUGGACAUUUUUAUAUAGAAGAUUAACUCAAAACCCAAAUUAUUAUAGUUUGCAAGGAGUUACACAUAGGCAUUUAUCUGAUCAUUUAUCAGAGCUGGUGGAAACAACUUUAAAUGACUUGCAGAACUCUAAAUGUAUAACCAUUGAAGAUGAAAUGGAUUGUGUACCGCUGAACUUAGGAAUGAUAGCAGCCUACUACUAUAUAAACUAUACUACUAUAGAAUUAUUCAGUUUAUCAUUGAAUAGCAAAACUAAGAUUCGUGGGUUGCUUGAAAUUAUAUCAUCGGCGGCUGAAUAUGAAGAUGUUGUUGUGCGUCAUCAUGAAGAUGGUUUACUAAGAACACUUGCAUCUAGAUUGCCAAAUAAAUUAGUUGGACCAAAAGGCACACAACCUAAAUAUAAUGACCCACACAUUAAGACAAAUCUACUUUUGCAAGCUCAUUUGAGUCGCUUGCAGUUAGGGGCAGAGUUGCAAGGAGAUACAGAGAAAAUUCUGGCAAAGGCAAUUAGAUUGAUUCAAGCGUGUGUUGAUGUUUUGAGUUCUAAUGGUUGGUUGUCGCCGGCCGUAGCUGCUAUGGAAUUAGCACAAAUGGUUACACAAGCCAUGUGGAGUAGAGAUUCAUAUCUAAAACAAUUACCACACUUCACAAAUGACAUUAUUAAAAGAUGUACAGAUAAGAAAAUUGAUACCGUUUUUGACAUCAUGGAACUUGAAGACGAUGAUAGAUCUAAAUUAUUAAUGAUGACAGACAGUCAAAUGGCUGAUGUUGCCAAAUUUUGUAAUAGGUAUCCUAAUAUAGAAAUGUCUUAUGAAGUAGAGGAAGAAGAUAAUAUUCACUCGGGGGCUUCUAUAAAUGUUGUGGUCAGUUUAGAGAGAGAAGAUGAUGUAACUGGCCCUAUUAUAGCCCCAUUUUUCCCUCAGAAACGAGAAGAAGGAUGGUGGGUUGUUAUUGGUGACCCAAAAUCGAAUUCCUUGCUUUCUAUCAAGAGGUUAACUUUGCAGCAAAAAGCAAAGGUGAAAUUGGAUUUUAUAGCACCAAGUCCUGGGUCUCAUUCUUACACACUGUAUUUCAUGAGUGAUGCUUACCUUGGCUGCGAUCAAGAAUAUAAGUUUUCUAUUAAUGUAUUAGAUUAUGUAUCUAGUAAUAGUGAUUCUGAUUGAAAAUUCUAUUUAGAAUGUAUUAUUUUAAUAGAUUUUUUUAAUUUUGUGAUUACAUAAGAAUAUAAAA